This is a messenger RNA of Phyllostomus discolor (pale spear-nosed bat), 690 nucleotides long. Its product is annotated as tyrosine-protein phosphatase non-receptor type 20. The record is from RefSeq and is a predicted model, not a curated record. The transcript is spliced from 8 exons. NCBI's taxonomy places the organism in Eukaryota, Metazoa, Chordata, Mammalia, Chiroptera, Phyllostomidae. The coding region runs from base 1 to 690 and encodes 229 amino acids.
AUGUCCCAGUCAGCUAGCUCCCACCUUGCCACUCUGUCCGCCAUCUUGCCACUUGUCCACUCUUCCCCACUUUCCCGCUUCACCUCUCCUAGCAGUUUGGGAAAAGAUCAGAAGGGAGAUGACUCUAAUAUGGAAGACCUGAAUUUCUGGAAGACUUUGCCUUCAUCAAGUCAGAGAAAGAUGCCUAGAUCAAAAGUUUUUGCAAAUGAGGUUAACUCAGAGAAGGGAAAAUUCUCUCUUCAGGAUCUCCAACAUAGUGACUAUGAAGAUUUUUUUAAAGAGCCUACAAAAAGUGAGAGUGAACAUAGUAUAUGGACAGCCAGUGGAUCCUUCCUAAGAGACAAGUGGAACAGUGAGGAUGAGCUGGCAGGGCCAUCCCAGACUGUUUCUCCUCAUCUGCACGACAGUAUACAAAUUGUUUCUGAAAGGGAGUUAGCUCAGUUGGCUCAGGUUCAGCCAUUAAUAUUCAGUUUUCAUGAGAAAUCAGCUAUCAAGGAUUGUUUUAAAAUGCUUCAGAAAAAAGUAGAAGAACAUGAAAUCAUCCAGGAAUUUAUGGUAAAUAUUUUAGUCUUAACAAAAGAGUUGCCAGUACCUAUUUAUAGACCAGUGGUGCCAAGUUGGCAGCUAAGAGUUACUGAAGAACUUUUAAAAUGUGAAGGCUUUAAGGCUUUAUCCAUCAAUAUUCUAUAG